AUGUUUGGAAGCUUAAACACAAAUAAUCAGCCAACAAAUCAAACUGGGCAGAGUCUCUUUGGAUCAAAAUAACCUUAACAAUAAUAAUAGACAAUAUUUUCAUAGCCUUAAAACUAACCAUCACUAUUCCAAGAAUAAAAACAAACUACUCAAUCAAAUUUCGGCGGUGGACUUUUUGGAAACUCAUUGAUAAAUUAGUAGUAGCAGACUUAGAAUCAAAAUCAACCUCAAAGUCUUUUUGGAUCAUCAUAGAAUACAAAUGUAGUGAGUGCAGGAGGCAGUAGUUUCUUUGGUGGAGCCAAUUAAACUUAAGGUACUACAGGAGGGUCAUUGUUUGGUGCUGCUUAGCCUUCAACUUUUAACUUUGGAUCUACAGUUCCAUCUGGUGGAGGUCUUUUUGGAGGGGGCUGUAUGAGACCUGCUCCUACCAGUUUGUUUUCAAAUAUCAACGAAGAUAAGAAUGUAUUCUAAAUAGAGAUCAUGAACAUUGCUAAUCAAAACAUCAUCAAUCCAUACCAAUCCCAUUACAACCCAAAUGCUCAUUCAAUUUAGAUCAAACUCAAAGUUUAUGAUUCUAACGGGAAUUACUAAUCAGAAAUGAAUUCAUUUGUGCCUUUACAAUACAUGAUGGGGUCUAACCUAAAGAUUGAUGUGAAGAAAACCCAGUUUCAUAGAGGAGGUUUAUUUGGAGAACAGGGCCCUGCUUGCAACAGACUACAUUUGAAUGUAGAUUUGGGUUAAGGAGGCAAUUUAUUCGGCGGCAAUAAUCAUCAUUUAAUUACAGCUUAGACAGAAGUGAUACCGCCUCCUCCUUCUUUCUAGCAUUCUUAAUUUAACCCUUAACCUCUGCCUUAAGCAUAGUAGCUUCCUACAGCACCUAUUUAAUAACAGCAGAAAAAACCACCUGCAGAAAAUUUCAUUACUAAGUUAAAUAAUGAUGAAACGAGGGAAUAAUCUAGAUUGAAAUUUUACCUAGAGAAAUUGAAGAAAGAGGGUAAUACGAUUAAUCCUAAUGAAAUAACAAAGCCAAGCUCACUGCAAUAACUACAAAAGAAAGAUAGAUCAUUUGAUGAAAAGGAAGUAAAACCUGUAGAUGAUGGAGUUCCAAAAUACAACUUUGAGAACCUCGAUGCCAAGUAGCAUAUAUAGCCACAAUAAAAAGGUUUUAUAUUCAACCCUCCUUCGUCAUAGUAGAAUUUAGGCUUGGGUUUCGGAGCAGGCGCAAGUGGAAGUCUCUUUGGCGGUGGAGGUCUUUUCGGCUCUUCCUAGAAUAACUCUGUUUAGCCUUCAGUAGGAUUAUUUGGAACAGCAUAAAAUAAAUAAAAUAUCUCAGGAACAAUAUUUAAUCAACAAGUGAACAACCCUCCAUCAUCAUUAUUUGGAGGCAAACCAAAUAAUUAAACUCAGAAUGCUCCUUUCCAGUUUGGUAGUGGACCUUAAACUGGAGUAAGCUUAUUUGGAAAUAUUUAGGUAAAAUAAUAACAAACUCCUCUAUUUGGAGCUUAGCCAUAAUAGAAGCAAGCCCCAUUAAUCAAAUCUCCUUCCUAAUAACAAAAUGCACCUUAGUUACAGGUAAAUACUUUGUCAUUUACCAAACCAAUGGUCUAAAAUUUGGAAAACUCUCCAAAUCAAAAUCCAUUUGGAAAGUUGAAUGCACUCUAACAAAAUCAAACAACAUCAAUUACAAGCGGUUAAAGCCUCUCUAUUUUCGGCAAAGGUAGCACCAAUACUAAUCAAACUGAAAUGGAAAAGGAUACUUAAGAAGAUUCAAGUUCUGCUCAGGAGAGCUUUGGAAAUCCCUUCACAAAAGCUGAUUGA
Molecule: messenger RNA, 1818 nt
Organism: Stylonychia lemnae
Lineage: Eukaryota; Ciliophora; Spirotrichea; Sporadotrichida; Oxytrichidae
Source: the annotation of a GenBank genome assembly